Molecule: messenger RNA, 3309 nt
Organism: Xyrichtys novacula (pearly razorfish)
Lineage: Eukaryota; Metazoa; Chordata; Actinopteri; Labriformes; Labridae
Source: the annotation of a GenBank genome assembly
AUGACUCUCAGCACCUUCUUCAUGUGGACGCUGGCCUGCUGCUGGUUGACAGGUUUGUCCUCACAGAAACAUUCAAUCAUCUUGUGUUGACUUAUUUAAUUCUGCUGCAGAAUUAAUGAUGAAUUUUCUGUCUGCAGGAUGCAGAGGUCAGGUGACUGUGACUCAGCCUGCAGUGGAGACUGUUACUCCAGGAUCCACGGUCACUCUCACCUGUAAAACUAACCCAAAGGUUCAUACUUGGACAGGUGGAAAUAGUAAUGUGCACUGGUAUCAGCAGAAACCUGGACAGGCUCCCAAACUCCUUAUAUAUAAUGGUAUUCACAAACCCUCUGGUCAUGGAGUUCCAGAUCGGUUCACAGGACGAGGAGACGGAGUGAACGCUGCUUUGACCAUCAGUGGGGCUCAGGCUGAAGAUGCUUCAGUUUAUUACUGUCAGAGUUACCAUUACAUAAACAGUGCUGCGGUGUUCACACAGUGAUUUAUGCUCAUACAAAAACCUCUCUCAGUCAGGCUGCAGAGACUCUGAACAGGAACUGACAGCAGCUGCUGAAGAGGAACUCUGACACAGACCACUGAACCCAGAGCUCACAGAACAUCAGUAAACAUACAGACUCAGAUUUACAGUCUUGAUAAUCACAAACCACUGAAUUAAUUCACUAAACAGAAACAUAUGAACUCAUUCAACAUCAUAUUUAUACAUAUAUAGUAUCUGAUUCUGCUUUAGAUGAUAAAUUUCAACAUAUUUUCUUGUUGCACCAUCCCUUUUGACAAGGAAAUGACUUGAAUCAGUUUCAGCUCUCAAGGCCCAUUAUUAACCACCAACAAACUUCAGACAGCCACCUCACUUUAGUUCUGGAUUAAAUCAUAUGAGACAUCCCUCUUUCUGUUAAAAUCCAACUUUUAAACCUCUUUUACGUGCAGUUGAACUGUAAGGAACAUUACACAUCAUGCACAGGAGCUCCAAACUUUAAAGUCAGGAUAGAAUAAAAAAGAAAAGCCAUUCGCACAAGUUCAAGACAUUACAGGUAGAUUUUCUUUUAAGUUUUUCUUCUUAAUGUGGAAAAUGAAACUAAGACUAAAGUUGAAUCUGUAUUGGACCUCUCUUCAGUUUCCAGUGAGUCCAGUGUUGAUCAGUCUGCCAGCAGGGGGAGCUGUAGAGCUUUAGAUGAUUAUAGAGGUGAGGAAAGAUCAAGUUAUAUGUGGAUUGUUCUUAAUUAUAAAUAAGAAUUACAUAAAAUCAUGAGCUGAUUUUAUUGGUUGAACUUUGAAUGACAAAAUGAGCCUCAUGAUGGUGAAGUAUCGCUCCACCACACCUCUGCUGUUCCUGUUUCACAUCAGCAGGUGUGUGUUUGAAUGUGUUUUGCAUGAACUUUAUGUCCCGCUGCUCUUCAGACUUUAAGUUCCUCUGUCACAGCGAGUCUGAUCUGUUUCCAUGAGCUCUGUCUGAAAACUAAACCAGGAUGGUGCUGACAGUAACUCUGCUGGUCCUGUUGGGUUUUCUGAGUCAGGGUGAGAGAUUCAACAAUGAAUAACAUUAUAAUAGAAUUAAUUAUAUGACUGUUCUUUUUAUGUUUGUGUGCAUUUUUUUCUCUUUUUAUGUCUUCUGUCAGCGUUUUUAAUCUUCAUUUUCUCACAGUUUGAUUUUCUAUGUCUCAUUUCAGAGUCUUCUGCAAACAACUUUCUGACUCAGGCUGACAAAUUCAAGUCUGUACGUCUUGGUGAGACUGUGACAAUCAGCGCAACAGGGAGUUCAGAUAUUGAUGAUGAUCUCAGCUGGUACAUUCAGAAACCUGGACAGGCUCCCAAACUCCUUAUAUAUGAUGCAUCAACCCUCUCCUCAGGAACCCCAUCUAGAUUCAGUGGCAGUAGAUCUGGUUCUCACUACACUCUGACCAUUCAAGGUCUUCAGGCUGAAGAUGUUGGAGAUUAUUACUGUCUUGGUGCCCAUAGUGAUGGAGAGUCCACACAGUGAUUUAGAGCCGUACAAAAACCUCCUCCAGUUCAGCUGAAGUGAAACCAUCCUGCUGCAGGUGCAGAGGGUUGGUGUGGUGUAAAGAGAGGCCAUGGUCCAGUGAACAAGAGAGUCAUCAAGCAGAAACACAGACGCUCAGAAUAAAACGGAAAGAAACUCACAGAUGCUCCUUUAUUUGAACAUUUGAUAACAGUUUUUAUAAACUCAGUAAUUCCCUUUGGUAUCAGGUUUAUUAUAACACCAGGAAAGAUAGUCUUAUGAAGAAGUGAAAGAAUUUAAAAGUCAUAAUAUGAAUGAAAAGACACAGACUCAUCAUCAUCUGAUCUUUGCUUUAAUGUUGAUUUCAAGUUCAUGCUACAUCAUUAAGGAAUAGAAACUUUCUCUUGGACUGAUUUCAAAUGUAUUUAGUUUUAUUUGAAGAGUAAAAGCAGAAAAAUGAACAUGCAGAAGUUAAAGCAGAGGAGAUCUGUCAUCAUUUCCAGACUGAAAAUGUUGCUGAAGCUCUACUCUGAGCAGAGCUGAGGGUCCAGACUUUGAGUGACAGGGCUCUGUCCACUCAGACUGGCCUCACAGCUCACUGAGCCCGCCUUCCUCCACUCCUCUGCAGACAGGCUCAGGGUGCUGCUCCAGCUGUAGCGGCCGUCCUCCUGCAGGACCUCCAGGCUGUUGGACACCCCUGAGGAGCUGCUGCGGCUCCCCACCUUCCAGCCCAGACUCCAGGAUGGGGGGAAGCCCCCACUGGCCAGACACACCAGUGUGGCCGUGCCCUUCUGCAGCUCCUUUGAGGAGGGGGGGAGGACGGUCAGGGAGGGCUGUGUUACUCCCACUGGAGGGGGGAGAAAAGAAACCGAGAUACUGGUUAUUUUUGAUUCUUAAUCAGAUAUUCUUUAUAAGAAUCUUAUAUACAGUCUAUGGUUUGUCCUCAUAGAAACAUUCAAUCAUCUUGUGUUGACUUAUUAAAUUCUGCUGCAGAAUUAAUGAUGAAUUUUCUGUCUGCAGGAUGCAGAGGUCAGGUGACUGUGACUCAGCCUUCAGUGGAGACUUUCACUCCAGGAUCCACGGUCACUCUCACCUGUAAAACUAACCCAGAAGUAGCUGUUGACGAAGAUGAUGGAGAUAGUUUUGUGUUCUGGUAUCAGCAGAAACCUGGACAGGCUCCCAAAUUAGUCAUCAAACUGGGUCAAAAUCCUACAAGUGAGUUUUCUUCAAGAUUCUCAGGCAGAGGAGACGAAGUGAACGCUGCUUUGACCAUCAGUGGGGCUCAGGCUGAAGAUGCCGCAGUUUAUUACUGUAAGAGUUUACAUGAAAUAAACAGUGCUGCGGUGUUCACACAGUGA